Malassezia japonica is the source of this 2154-nucleotide messenger RNA. RefSeq names its product DNA replication factor C complex subunit Rfc1 (gene rfc1). Gene Ontology annotation, molecular function: DNA clamp loader activity; ATP hydrolysis activity; ATP binding. The record is from RefSeq and is a predicted model, not a curated record. Lineage: Eukaryota; Fungi; Basidiomycota; Malasseziomycetes; Malasseziales; Malasseziaceae. Gene Ontology annotation, biological process: DNA replication; DNA repair. The transcript is spliced from 3 exons. Bases 1 to 2154 code for a protein of 717 amino acids. Gene Ontology annotation, cellular component: DNA replication factor C complex; nucleus.
AUGAAACGCGAGGCGCCCGACGGGGAUGCCUCCUCGAAGCGCCCCAAGACGGCCCCUGCGUGGCGCGAGGCGGCCGCGCGGCGUGCUGCUGGACCUGCUGCUCCCGGAUCGAAGUCGAUUCCUGAAGGAAAACCCAACUGCCUGGCCGGCCUGACGCUCGUCUUUACCGGCGAGCUCCAGAGCCUCUCGCGCGACGACGCGGUGGACCUCGCGAAGCGGUACGGCGCCAAGGUUACGACCGCGCCGUCGUCCAAGACGUCGUAUGUCGUGCUCGGUGAGAAUGCAGGCGCCAAGAAGCUCGAAGUGAUCCAGAAGAACAAGCUCAAGACGCUUACCGAGGAUGGCUUCCUCGCGCUGAUUGCCGAGCGUGGCACCCACGCGCUCGAUCCCAAGGUCGUGCAAAAGAUGAAGGACGAGGAGAAGAAGAUCCAGACCGCCGCCAAAGAGAUGGCGCCGCAGACCGACGCGCCGACUGGCCAGCUGUGGACGAACAAGUACGCCCCGCGGCAGCUGAAAGAGCUCGUCGGAAACAAGUCCAACGUCGAGAAGCUCCAGGCGUGGCUGCGCGACUGGCCGCGCUCGCGCCAGUCCAACUUUAAGAAGCCGGGCCCGAACGCGACAAAUACCUUUCGUGCGAUGCUCAUUUCGGGCCCGCCCGGCGUCGGAAAGACCACCGCGGUGCACCUCGUGUGCAAGCUCGAGGGCUACCAGGCGCUGGAGCUCAACGCCAGCGAUACCCGCAGCAAGAAGCUGCUGGAGACUGCGCUCGCCGACACCAUUUCCAACCGCUCGAUCCAGGGCUGGUGCGGCGUCAAGUCCGACCUCCCUGUGUCGGACCGCACCGUGAUUAUUAUGGACGAGGUCGACGGCAUGUCGGGCGGCGACCGCGGCGGUGUCGGUGCGAUCAAUGCGCUGAUCCGCAAGACGCAGGUACCGAUUAUCUGUAUCUGCAACGACCGCCGCAACCCCAAGAUGCAGCCGCUGUACUCGACGACCUUUAACAUGACCUUUGCGAAGCCGACCGUGCAGGCGAUCCGCUCGCGCAUGCUCUCGAUCGCCUUCCGCGAAAAGCUCCAGAUUCCCGCCGAGGUGAUGGACCAGCUGAUCACCGCGGCGCAGAGCGACUUGCGCCUGGUGACCAACAUGCUCUCUACGUGGAAGCUCUCGCAGAACGCCAUGACCUUUGACGAGAGCAAGCAGUUUGGCGCGGCGAACCAGAAGCCGACGCUCCAGACGCCCUUUUCGCUGUACUCUGAGCUGUCUUCCUCGCAGCGGUUCGGGCCGCUGAACAGGCAGUCGCUCAACGACAAGCUCGACUACUACUUCCAGGACCACUCGAUCGUGCCGCUGAUGGUCGAGGAAAACUAUCUCAAGACGAAUCCUGUGCUGGCUCAAAAAGAGCCGAACCCUCCGCUGAAAGACUUGCGCCACCUCGAGCUGCUGUCCAAAGCCUCGCUUUCUAUUUCUGACGGCGACAUGGUCGACACGCUGAUGCACGGCCCCCAGCAGCACUGGUCUCUCAUGCCGCUGCACGGCAUUACGUCGAGCGUGCGGCCGUGCUCGCUUGUGUACGGCUCGCACGGCGGCUUCCCGUCGUUCCCCGCGUUCCUCGGCCAGAACUCGAAGCGGAUGCGCUUGCAGCGCGAGCUCGUUGACGUGCAAACCCGCAUGCGCCUCAGGAGCACCGGGACCAAGGACGACGUGCGCCAAAACUACCUCUCGGCGCUCCUGCCAAAGCUGGUCGACCCUCUCUUGGCGCACGCGCAAGAAGGCAUUCCCGAGGUGAUCGACACGAUGGAUGCCUACUUUCUCAUCCCUGAGGACCGCGAGACGCUCGUCGAGCUCGAGCUCGGCGACGAGCGCCGCGAAGAGCGCCUCAAGAAGCUGCCUGCCGCGGUCAAGUCCGCCUUUACCCGCGCCUACAACGCAGGGAGCCACCCUGUCGCAUUCCAGCGCACCGCGAACCUGCCCGCCGCCGCGCAAAAGACCAAGGCGCUCAAAGGCGAAGGGCAGCCGGACAACGAAGAAGCCUAUGGUGUCGACGACGAAGCACCCGAGCCUGUCGAGGCCUCGGACGAGGACGAGGACCCGACCAAGGACCGCCUUGUGCGCGCGGCCAAGCCCAAGGGCAAGGCCAAAGCCAAGGCCAAGUAG